Molecule: messenger RNA, 3237 nt
Organism: Syzygium oleosum
Lineage: Eukaryota; Viridiplantae; Streptophyta; Magnoliopsida; Myrtales; Myrtaceae
Exons: 12
Coding region: 88-3042 (984 amino acids)
Biological process (GO): protein folding in endoplasmic reticulum
Cellular component (GO): EMC complex
Molecular function (GO): protein binding
Source: RefSeq, a predicted model, not a curated record
CGACUUCUCAGAUCCGUCCCUUCGUCGCACAGACAGAGGCGGAGAGAGAGAGAGAGAGCGAGCUCGCGACGUCGCCUCAGCGCAACCAUGGCGAUCAGGACCUUCGUCCUCUUCCUCGCGCUCUUCCUGUCGUCCACGAACCUCGUCUCCUCGCUCUACGAAGAUCAGGUCGGCCUCAUGGACUGGCAUCAAAAGUACAUUGGGAAGGUCAAGCACGCGGUGUUUCACACUCAGAAGGCUGGCCGAAAGCGCGUCGUGGUGUCAACGGAGCAGAAUGUCAUAGCAUCGCUUGAUCUCCGCCAUGGUGAUAUAUAUUGGAGACAUGUUCUCGGUGCUGAUGAUGCCAUUGAUGGAAUUGAUAUUGCUCUUGGAAAAUAUGUCAUUACCCUAUCAUCUGGGGGAAGUAUUCUAAGAGCUUGGAAUCUUCCUGACGGACAAUUAGUUUGGGAGUCCGUUUUGAAAGGCUCAAACCCCUCAAAGACAAUGUUAAUCGUGCCAACAAGUUUCAGAGUUGAUAAGGAAAAUUUGAUUUUUGCUUUUGCCGAAGGGUGUCUCCAUGCUGUUUCUAGUGUUGAUGGUGAAAUUAUUUGGAGAAAGGAUUUUGCCGCUGAAAGCUUAGAGGUUCAGCAGGUUGUCCAGUCUCCUGGAGAGGAGACUGUACGUGUUCUAGGAUAUCUUCAAUCUUCCCAGUUUCAUGCAUAUCAAAUCAACCCCAGAAAGGGAGACGAGAUAAAGCAUGUAAAUGUAGAUUUUCCUGGUGGCUUUUCUGGGGAUACAGUGCUAGUUUCAGAUGAAGUACUUGUGGCAUUGGAUGCCACUAGAUCAGUUUUACUAACGAUAUUCUUCCAAGAUGGAGAAAUCAACUAUCAAAAGACACAGAUCUCGAGUUUAGUUGAUGAUUCUCACGGGGUGGUAGAGAUAUUACCUUCCAAGCUUGCUAAUAUGUUUGCUCUGAAAACAAAUAAGUUCCUAGCCCUUGCCAGAGUGACCGAUGGAGGAAACGUGGAGCUGGUUGAAAAAAUUACGGAAGCAGCAGCUCUCAGUGAUGCUAUUUCAUUAUCAGAGAGCCAGCAGGCUUUUGCACUCAUUCGACAUGAAAAUGAGAAGCUCCACGUUGUCGUGAAACCUGUUCAUGACUGGAAUAUGGAUUUGCUGAAGGAGACCAUUAAGAUCAAUAACCAUAGAGGUCUGGUCCAUAAGGUCUUCAUAAACAACUAUGUUAGGACAGACAGGUCUCAUGGGUUUAGGGCCUUAAUUGUCAUGGAAGAUCAUUCAUUAUUAUUGAUCCAACAGGGUGAGAUAGUUUGGUCUAGGGAGGAUGGCCUUGCAUCAGUGAUAGAUGUAACAACCUCAGAACUACCUGUGGAAAAAGAUGGCGUUUCAGUAUCAAAAGUGGAACAGAAUCUCUUCGAAUGGCUUAAGGGGCACAUUCUGAAGCUCAAGGGGACUUUGAUGCUUGCAAGCCCCGAGGAUGUAGCAGCAAUACAAAAGAUGAGGUUGAAAAGCUCCGAGAAGAGCAAAAUGACCAGAGACCACAAUGGUUUCCGCAAGUUGCUCAUAGUGCUUACUGGGGCUGGCAAAGUCUUUGCAUUGCACACAGGAGAUGGAAGGAUUGUUUGGUCUCUCUUCGUACAAUCACUCCAUAAAUCUGGGGAGUGUGUUUAUCCAACUGGGCUCCGUAUUUAUCCAUGGCAGGUUCCUCAUCAUCAUGCGAUGGAUGAGAAUCCAUCUGUUCUCGUUGUUGGUCGGUGUGGACCAAGUGAUGAUGCACCAGGCCUUCUCUCUUUCAUUGAUACCUACACGGGCGAGGAGCUCAAUUCUUUGGUUCCUAUACAUUCUAUAGUGCAAGUUAUUCCUCUGCCAUUGACAGAUUCAACAGAACAGCGUCUUCAUUUACUUGUAGAUGCAAACCAGCAAGCGCACCUAUACCCUAGAUCUACAGAGGCUUUAAGUAUCUUCCGUCCUGAAAUCUCGAAUAUUUACUGGUAUUCAGUUGAAGCUGAUAAUGGCAUCAUCAGGGGGCAUGUAUCUAAGGGUUCUUGUAGUCAUGAUGAAGAGGAUGAAUACUGUUUUGGUCCCAAAGACUUAUGGUCAGUUGUACUCCCUGCAGAAUCAGAAAAGAUUGUUGCAACGGGGACACGUAAAGUAAACGAGGUGGUUCACACUCAGGCAAAGUUGAUAGGUGACCAAGAUGUGAUGUACAAGUAUAUAUCAAGAAAUCUACUGUUUCUGGCAACAACUGCACCAAAAGGUAGCGGUGAAAUUGGAUCAGCGACCCCCGAGGAGUCAUCGCUGGUAGUGUAUCUUAUUGAUACCAUAACUGGUCGUAUAUUGCACCGCAUGACUCAUCAGGGCUCACAAGCUCCAGUCCAUGCUGUUUUUAGCGAGAACUGGGUUGUCUACCACUAUUUUAAUCUCAGAGCACACAGAUAUGAAAUGUCAGUUGUCGAGAUUUAUGAUCAGUCUCGAGCGGAUAACAAAGACGUUUUGAAGCUAGUUGUUGGGAAACAUAAUCUUACUUCACCUGUAUCUUCGUAUUCUCGGCCAGAGGUUAUAGCAAAAUCACAGUCUUACUUUUUUACUCACUCAGUGAAAGCUAUAACUGUGACAUCAACUGCCAAAGGCAUAACUUCAAAGCAGCUUCUAAUCGGUACAAUUGGUGAUCAGGUAUUGGCUUUGGAUAAGCGAUAUUUAGAUCCUCGGCGUACUGUUAAUCCUACACAAGCUGAGAAAGAAGAAGGAAUUAUACCCCUCACGGAUUCUCUCCCAAUUAUACCUCAGUCUUAUGUGACACAUGCCCUUAAAGUUGAAGGUCUUCGAGGCAUAGUUACGGUACCUGCAAAGCUGGAGUCAACGACCCUUGUCUUCACGUACGGCGUUGAUCUCUUUUUCACCCGGCUUGCACCGUCAAGGACCUAUGAUUCACUCACCGACGACUUCAGCUAUGCUUUGCUUCUCUUGACAAUAGCCGCGCUCAUCGCGGCAAUCUUCGUAACGUGGAUCUGGUCCGAGAGGAAAGAAUUGCAAGAGAAGUGGAGGUGAGGGGAGCCUCCAUCUUAUUCAUUCUCUCACUUUCACAUGUACUAGGGUUUUUCCUAUUUCUUCCCCGAUCUCAAUAGAAGACUUAACUUCUAAUUUGUAAUCUACAGUUAUCAGUUUUGUAGCAUGGUCUUAGUGAAUUUUUCCUUCUGGCAAUAUGACUGGCCGAAAAUAGAUAUAAAUUGCGAAUUUCCACUA